Molecule: messenger RNA, 1482 nt
Organism: Pestalotiopsis fici W106-1
Lineage: Eukaryota; Fungi; Ascomycota; Sordariomycetes; Amphisphaeriales; Sporocadaceae
Exons: 4
Coding region: 1-1482 (493 amino acids)
Source: RefSeq, a predicted model, not a curated record
AUGACCUUGAAAGGUGGGACAACUCUAUACUGCGAUGUAUUCGUACCGAACGAGCUUCACGACCUUUCGGUCAAGCCUCAGAAGCAGAUGCCUGCUAUAGUUGCCUGGACACCAUACGGGAAACAGAACAGCAAGCCGAACAUUGAUGAUUUCCCCUUCCGAGCAGGUGUUUCUGCCGAUGAUCUUUCUGGCUUGGAGACAUCUGCUAAAGCGAUCCUGCUCUGCACAAUGAACCGGAGAAGUCACCGAGCGACCGAACGGCAUUUAGCAUCGGGAAAAGCUUUUGCCACACCGCAGGAUUGGGAGAAACCAUUUACAUCAGUGGAAAGCACAAAUUGUCGGCUUCAGGAUCACCUGGCGAUCACCAAGCGAAGCUUCCUUGAGUUUACCUCCAAAAGUAAUUGGGUGGGGUGCUAUAGCCCCAAGUACGCCAUUGCUCGGCGCAGAUUCCUGAUGCUCAUACCCCAGUAUCCAAAUAUGAUCCUUACAAUGGCACAUGCGCUGAAUCAGCGCGAUGACAGCUAUGUCAAUCCAAAUAUCCCAGCACUGAUCAAUCAAACGAUCUCACAAUACGAUGUGAGCACGGGCUCGUCCUAUUGGGCAAGCUCCUUUGUGACGAGUGACGAGGGUCAGAAGUUCCUCGCUAUAUCACACAUUUUGACCACUGAGGCGCCCGAUCCUGUCUGUCGGUCUUCCGUUUUGGACUUGCAGACCAACGAAUACUGGGUUGAUUUGACCUAUUGCCACGCAGCGAACGAAAAUGCUUUUGAUACAUCCAUCCCUCUCGAUUUGGACUAUGGAACGUAUGGGUUUCGAUCGACGUCGGCCGAUAGUAUCUCGGAGAUGAGUACUUUUGCGGAAACCAACGCAUCAUUUGCCUUUAACAUUAGCUGGAAAGCGACAUCACAAACUCUAUUGAAUGGCGGCAGCGGCAUCAUCGCCUUUGGAGCCGGCCCGGCCAACGCAACCGAGUGGGGUCUACCAGCCUGCCAGAGCUCGGGUACUCUGACACUAAACGGCACGACCCAUGUCAUCGAUGCUGACAAUUCCUUCACCUGGUUCGAUCGGCAGGUGUCAUUUGGAGCUCCCAAGAACUGGACAUGGUUCGAGUUGAAUUUUCCUGGCUCUGCCAUCAAAGCCAGCGUCUGGGCGUACGAUCUAGGCGUCACCGGCCAGUCACCGUACCAGUUCGCCACGGUGCGCGUUGGACACUCGAUGCAGGUUCUGGCCUAUACUUGGACACCCAACAUGAAGAAUACCUGGGUAUCUCCCAAAUCUGGCUUGGUGUAUCCCUUGGAAUGGACCUUGGAUUUUGAAAAUGGAGAUUACCUGGACGUCCAAUCAAUUCGUCCCGAUCAGGAGAUGUAUGGAUCAAAUGCUCUUGUCGAUUCGGCGUACGAGGGUUUCAUUACUGUAAGAGGACGCUUUCAAGGGCAAGAGAGUGGAUUUGGUGUCGUUGAGAUGGUUACUGCCUACCAGUAG